UCCUCCUCGUUUUCUACAGCUGCAGGGGUUUUAGUUCGGAAUGUAGGUUGCUGUGCAUGUCGCGCUUCGGACCACCAAUAACAGACUCGGUCGCAAUAUUCGUGGCCAGCAAACAGGGCCAUAGUCCAUCUAAGCCUGGAUAGGUACCUGAUGAUACAUGUAGAUAUUCAAGCAGUGCUUCGACUUCGCCACUUCCCGUGCUCCCGGCGCUCCCCCUAACAGCAUAGAAUGGCGCUGGACGUCACUUGGGGACAAGGCUGGGCUCUCGCCUCUGUAGGCGCGUUACUCAUCGCCGUAUACUGCUACGCCGUAGUCAAACCGACCCGACCGGGUUUCCCCAGACUAAUCGCCUCAAUUCCGGCUCUUUCGGCGAACGUCUUUCUGCCGUGGGUCUUCCGUCAAGAAGAUCAGGUGCUUGGCGUCGUCGUUAUCUACUGCAUCACGGCGUGGCUCAGCUCCUUCAAGCUCCUCUGCUUCUGCUGGAAUACCGGCGUUCUUUCCACCCCUUGGAUCUCGUCCGACCUUUACCGGUUCGUCGCGGCUCUUUCGCUCCCGAUCCACGUCCAGCCGAUCACGAAAGACCGCGUCUCUGCAGAAUUGACUCCUGAUGUGACUAAAAAGAGCGUGGCUGAAUGGAUAAUUGAUGCCGUACAGUCGGAGACGUGGACUAUGCUCUUAAUCCGCAGCAGUUUCAAGCUCAUGGUCUUUAUUUUCCUAGUGAAGCUGAUGGCUUCUCUCGACACCGUGCCGCUCUUCGUCAGGCACGUCGUCUUCGGCUGGAACCUCUUCCUCUUUGUAACCAUCGUCUGCGAAACCCUCGCCGGCGUCGCAGCGGCGUUCCUGGCGAUCGAGAUCCGGCCUCAUUUCAACCACCCGUACCUCGCCACGUCAUUCCAGGAGUUCUGGUCGCGCCGCUGGAAUCUCACCGUAAGCUCGUGCCUUCGCGAAACGAUUUUCGAGCCCGUGAAAUUCGCCGUCACGUGGUGUACGUCUCGGAUGCAGAACGGUGCCUUGCAAGACGGUGCGAUGCAGAACGGUGCGACGCCGAACGGUGAGACGCAGAAGGGCGGGCUACAUAGUAAUGUAGCUGGGCGGAACUCUCAGAGCAAGGUACAAGGCGGCGACGCUUCGGGUAAGGCAGCAGUGGAGGAGAGUAGACUACCGCAGCGGGUGGGGAUGCUCGCGACGUUCUUUGUGUCCGGAUUGGCUCACGAAAUUGCGGUCUGGUACAUAAGUAACCAGGUUACAGGCGAAAUGACGCUGUUUUUCACCCUCCACGGGAUAGUUUCAGUCACGGAAUGCUACAUCAUGCGUCAGCGGUCAGGAAAGGGAGGCCGGAGCAGAAAAGAGACGCAAUCUGCAGCAGCAGCACGGGGAGUUACCAGUGGAGGGCGUGAAGACGGGCCGUCUGCUUUUGAGUCGACUCGAAAGCGGGGAGUUACCAGUGGAGGUCAUGGACCCGAGCAGUCUAGCAGUGCGGAGUGUGAGAGAACCCAGCGUGAAUCUAGCGAAGCUGCUCUUAUAAAGGAGGCGGCGAAAAGGGAACGGCUAAAGCUAUGGGGGUGGAAGGAUGUAGGAGCGUGUAUCUUUGUUGUUGGGAGCACGGUCGUGUCGGCGCAUUUCCUCUUCUUGGCCCCGCUCACCCGGCUGGGACUCAGCCAGGAGGUGACCCGGGAAGUAAGGGCGGCUCUUGGGCGCGUCUGACAGGGCGGCCAGGGAGAGUGAAAUGCCAUUGGGCUCACCAGGCUGAGGCUCAGCCAGGAGGUGAUAAGGGAAGUAAGGGUGGCUCUUGGCCAUGCCUGACGUGAGUUUUAGUUUCUGGGUCUGCUAUUGAGUCGACUCAAACGGAGUGUCUGACGUGGUGUGUUGUUACUUCGAGCCAUGAGGUGGUCCGGGAAGUGAGGGCUGCUCUUGGAGCAGCUUUUGCAGGGGCAGGAGCAGCUCUUGCCGGGGCAGGACCAGCCUUUGCCGGGGCAGAAGCAGCUUUUCCCACAGCGGAUUCAGCAGCCGGCUCUCACCUCGUCACAUGCACCUGCACAAAAAACUGUACGGACUUUUCCCACAUGCUCACACCUCAAGUGACAAGGGUGCCAGAGGGGGUUCAUGGGCGGAUCAGGGAUUCCCGAGGCCCCCAACGCCCCUUUGGAGGGAGCUUUGGUGGGUGGGAGCUCUUGGACCUUUCCUAGGCCUGCCUGCUCCAGGAAACGGAGGGUUGUGGUAGGAGAAAGGAAUGAGCCGAUAGGAGCCUGUCUUUUUUUGGUUGUGAAUGCCGACGCUUCCAUCUCAAGCUGGUAGAAAGAGUGCCACUGGAUAGACUAGAAUGGCAGACCUGGGAGCGCCGGUUUUCAAAGAAGCAUGCUUUUAC
This is a messenger RNA of Closterium sp. NIES-67, 2365 nucleotides long. The record is from the annotation of a GenBank genome assembly. Lineage: Eukaryota; Viridiplantae; Streptophyta; Zygnematophyceae; Desmidiales; Closteriaceae.